AUGGGGCCCCCUACUGACCCCGAGCCCUCGGGCAGUGCCCGAGUUUCCAAAUGGUCAGUCCACCCCUGGUUCCUGGUGUUCCUAUUCCAAGGAAAAAAUCAUGGUCAAUGAAGUUUGAUUGAAAUGUUUGCUUACUUCAUUACCUUAAGUGCCACCUGUCAUUGCCCAUCAAUGCCAGCUGCAGUGCUCAUCAAUGUCACCUGCUAGUGCCCAUCAGUACUACAUCAAUGCCACAUAUCAGUGCCUACCAGUGCACAUCAAUGCCACAUAUCGGUGCCCAUCUGAGCUGCCUUUCAGUACCACCUAUCAAUGCCAGUCAGUGUCACCUAUCAGUGCUGCCAAUCCGUUCCGCCUAUAAGUGCCAGUCAGUGCCGCCUAUCAGUGCCUGUCAAUGCCGCCUAUCAGUGCCAACUAAAAGUGCCAGUCAGUGCCGCCUAUCAGUGCCGCCUAUCAGUGCCAUAUAUGAGUGCUGCCUUUCAGUGCCCAUCAGUGAUGCCUGUCAAUGCCUAUCAGUGCCACCUACCAGUGUCUCCUCAUCAGUGCCCAUCAGUGCCACCUAUCAGUGCAGCCUAUCAGUGCCCAUCACUGCAACCUCAUUAUCGCACAUCAGUGAAGGAGAAAAAUCACUUGUUUACAAAAUUUUAUAGCAAAAACUAAAACUUUUUUUCAAAAUUUUCUGUUGUUUUUGGUUUGUUUAGCAAAAAAUAA
This is a messenger RNA of Staurois parvus, 708 nucleotides long. The record is from the annotation of a GenBank genome assembly. NCBI's taxonomy places the organism in Eukaryota, Metazoa, Chordata, Amphibia, Anura, Ranidae.